This is a messenger RNA of Vitis riparia (riverbank grape), 1702 nucleotides long. RefSeq names its product disease resistance protein RPV1-like. Gene Ontology annotation, molecular function: ADP binding. The record is from RefSeq and is a predicted model, not a curated record. Lineage: Eukaryota; Viridiplantae; Streptophyta; Magnoliopsida; Vitales; Vitaceae. The transcript has 2 exons. Gene Ontology annotation, biological process: signal transduction; defense response. The coding region runs from base 113 to 1282 and encodes 389 amino acids.
ACCAUUCAUCCUUCUAGCCUCCGACCAAGAAAAGAUUGCUUGCCAAGAGAAGAACAGUCAUUUAGCUUUUCUUUCUAAGCCUUCUUUUAACUCCUCCGGCACCAGUCCAGAAAUGGCUUCUAUGAGCACCUUACAAGCAUCAUCUUCUACUCCUAAUCCUCAUAGUUAUGAUGUGUUCUUGAGUUUCAGAGGUGAAGAUACUCGCAAGAAUUUCACUGAUCAUCUUUAUAACACUUUGGUUGCAUAUGGCAUUUACACCUUCAGAGAUGAUGAAGAACUUGAGAAAGGAGAGGGCAUCAAAUCGGGUCUGUCUAGAGCUAUCCAAGGAUCGAAGAUUUUUACAAUUAUUUUCUCAGAAAACUAUGCUACCUCCAAGUGGUGUUUGAAUGAACUCGUAAAGAUCAUUGAGCAUACAGCGCUGGAGAACAAUAAGGUUAUACCGGUCUUCUACCAUGUGAAGCCUUCAGAUGUAGGGCACCAAUCGGGAAGCUUUAAAGUCGCAUUUUUCAACCAUGAGAAAGAUGCAGAUCGAGAGAAGAAGGAGCUAAUAGAGAAGUGGAGGAUUGCCUUGAAGAAAGCAGCUAAGCUAACUGGAUACCAUGUGGAUAACCAACAUGAGACAGAGGUUAUUCAAAAGAUUCGUGAAGUUAUCAUUACAAGAUUGAAUCGUAAGCCUUUAUAUGUGGGUGACAAUGUAGUUGGUAUGGAACUUCAUUUGAAGCAAUUAAAAUCAUUGAUAAAAACUGAGUUGGAUGAUGUUCACAUGGUUGGUAUAUAUGGAAUUGGUAAAACUACCAUCACGAUGACUUUUUAUAAUGAUGUCUCUUCCCGAUUUGAUGGUAGUAGUUUUCUUAGAGGUGUUGGAGAGAAAUCCAAAGGUAGUUUACUUGAAUUACAAAAGAAACUCCUUAAAGAUAUCUUAAAGUGUCAAAGUCCAAAAUUCAGUGAUACUAGCGAAGGAAUCAAUGUGAUAAAGGAAAGACUUCGCUUGAAAAGAGUCCUUAUUGUUCUCAAUGAUGUGGAUGAAUUAGAGCAAUUGGAAAACUUAGCUGGAAAAAAUGGUUGGUAUGGGGCAAAAAGUACAAUCAUUAUAACAACUAAAGAUACAAGUUUGUUGAGCCAACAUGGAGUAAAUCAAUUUUAUGAGGUAAAGGAGUUGAAUCAUGAAGAAGCCAUUGAGCUUUUUAAUUGGUGGGCCUUUAAACAAAACAUUCCCAAACCUAAAGAAGAUUUUGCAAGCCUUUCACAUCGUGUAGUAGAAUAUGCAAAGGUCUUCCAAUAGCACUUAAAGUUUUAGGUGGCUUUUUUUUUGGUAAGAAAAUAGAUGAAUGGAAAAGCACAUUGCAUAAAUUAGAAAAACUACCCCACAUGAAAGUCCAAAAUGUUCUUAAAGUAAGUUAUGAGAGAUUAGAUGAUAUAGAAAAGGAGAUAUUCUUAGAUAUUGCAUGUUUUUUCAAAGGAGAAGACAAAGAUUUUGUUUCAAGAAUAUUAGGAAGGUAUGCAAAGAUUGGAAUAAAAGUUCUUCAUGAAAGAUGCCUCAUUACUAUUUCUGAAAAUAAGUUAGAUAUGCAUGAUUUAUUGCAACAAAUGGGCUGAGAGAUUGUUCGUCAAGAAUGUCUUAAAGAGCCUGGAAAAAUGAGCAAACUUUGGGAUUCCAAUGAUGUUGAUAGCACGUUAACAAGAAAUAUGGUAAAAGUUAAAU